GACAAACAUAAAGAACGGAAGGAGAAAAAGGAGAAACAUAAAGAUAGGAAAGACAAGGAUCGAGAUAAAGAAAAGAGCAGAACUUCAGAGGACAGAAAAUCUACUGGUGUUUUGCCGAACAGCGGGGACAAAGAAAAACUUAUAACAAAUACCUUGCAGAGUAAUGGUAAUGGAGAUUCUAAGUUUAUUCAGGACCUGGCAAGAAGGAUCAGAGAUGAAGAAGCUACAGAAAGUCAAAGUCUACGAAAAAUUGAUUUUUCUUGUGGAGUUACAGAGAACAAAAAUUCCUACCCAGUGCCUCAAACCAACCAUACGCAAGUUGACGAAAAGAGAAUCAGUACCCAUAAGAAUUCUGCUCCCGCAAAAAGGUCUGAAAGUGCGGUUCUCCGAGUAUCAUCUUGCAUAGAUCAGAAAGGAGCUGAAGUUUUAAUUAAACCAGUGGAUAAAAAAGAGCAGGCAAAGAGAGAAGAACUACUAGAGAAGAAUCACCACAGGGAAAGUGCGACAAAGAGUGAUAAGCCAUUAAACAGCAGAGGGUUAAAGAAAAGUGAAUCGAACAACAUAACAAAUAGGAUUAGUAAAGAGAAGAAUGCAGAGGUGAUGAACAAAAAUGUUAUGGAGAAACCAAAGUUUGUAGAGGGAGGGCCUAGAUUAAAAGGGAGAGAAUAUGACGUUGUGGAUAAUGGGGAUUUCAGAGUGUUGGACCUUCCAAAGGCAGGCGUCAGGAACUUUACGGUGGAGGGAAUUCUUGGCAAACGGAAGGAUCUUGAGACAAAUGGUUUGUUGUAUGAGAAUGGGUCUAGGCCAAACAAGACAGCUAUGCCAGUUGGUUCAUCUGUGUCAUCCAUGGAAAACGGAAGAAACCCAGGACCAUGUCAAAUUCAUCCGAAGCUACCAAAGCCUGUUUCUGAGUUGCAAGAAACAAUGUAUAAUCCAGAGGUCAAGCAGCAUAAGAUUAACGGGUUCAUUCUUUCUCAAGAACUCAAAUGUCAUUCACCGGUUUCUUCAGUGAAAGUAAAAGAUUUUGGUGAAGCAUCUGCAAUAAAACGGCCUCAUCCGGACUUAGAGUGUUUGAAUCAGAUAUUGAAUGUACCUAAAAGGGAGGAAUUGCAUGGGGUUGAUGAUGAUGAACAAGAGUGGUUAUAUGGUCAGUCAGGUGUGAAAUUAUUAAAGCAAAGAGCAGGUUAUGCUAAUUCAUUGGUUGAGACUCCUAAAGUUUGGAACCAGGCUCUUAGAAUAGAAUCCGCUGAUAUAUUAGCUUUUCCCUAUGUUGUUCCAUUCUAGUUUAGACGACAUUCCAGAUGUUCAUUGACAUCAACACAAAAGUAAGAUCAUCCCUCUCAUCAUAUUGCAGCUACUCUUGCUUGAUUUAGAAUCCCAAUGACGGUUAAUGCAUCGAUAACCUGGGAAAAACUGGAAUGCGAGAUGUUGCAGUAUGAAUGGUUUGGCUUCAUGAGAUGAGAGAGGCAUCCCUAGUAGAGCGAUUCGAGUCAGUAAGUAGGUUUUAGAGUAAAAUCAUCUUGAGAGUGUGAUUGUUGGAAAUGAGAUUUUCUGUAAGAAGGAUCCGAUAGACGUUUGGUUCAGUUUUGAUUCUGCUGUGUCAUCACCAGUAGAUGGCUUUAGCAUUAAGUUGUAUAUUAGAGAAGAUAUAGAGAAUAGGGGAGAGAUCUUAUCAGUUACCCGCUAAUACAUUACAUUUGUAUCUACUUUGUUUAUCUGUUUGGGGGUCAAAAUUAUUCUUGGAAAUCUAUACAAAUCUUGGUCUUCCUUUGUGUUCU
Capsella rubella is the source of this 1778-nucleotide messenger RNA. RefSeq lists its product as uncharacterized. Lineage: Eukaryota; Viridiplantae; Streptophyta; Magnoliopsida; Brassicales; Brassicaceae. Bases 601 to 1284 code for a protein of 227 amino acids. The transcript is spliced from 2 exons. The record is from RefSeq and is a predicted model, not a curated record.